GCCCCAAUGAAACAACUUGAGAUUUGAUGUAGAGUGUCAAGUUAGGGACCAUCGCUAGGCCACAAGUUGAUAUCGAAACUUUACCUUUCCUUCAUCUGUACAUUUCCGACGAUUUAAUUGAUUUCCCGCAAUAUCACUACUGUGAUUACGACCGUAACGAAUUUACUUUCCCACGUCGCAUAUCGCACAUCCCAUCUCUCUCCCAUCUAUUUAGAAUAUAUCCUCGAUACGCUCCUUCAACGAAGUUAAUGACCAGACAACGUUAAUUACUCAUCAUGGCCAUCGCGAGGCCCGUCCGUGCUCUGGCGCUCGCUGUUUUUCUAGUCUGCGUUUUUUUCCUAUACACAAUAUGGCGUCCUGAUAAUGGCAUGGCCACCUCCGCCGAUUUCCAUGGUACCAUCGAAAGGGAUCCUAAUCUAGAUCUUACGGGAGAACCUGAAGGUACUCUUGUGCGCGCCACCGAGGCGGGCGGGUAUGCCCCCGGCGUCGCCGGCACUUCAAGAAUCAAUGCGACAAUCCUAGCCCUAGUACGAAACGAAGAGUUGGAUGGCAUGUUGCAGUCGAUGCACGAUCUGGAGCGAACAUGGAACUCCAAGUUUAACUAUCCGUGGACCUUCUUUAACGAUGUCCCGUUCACCGAAGAAUUCAAGCGAAGAACGAGAGCAGCAACUAAAGCCGAGACUCGAUAUGAGGUUAUCCCUAACGAGCAUUGGGAUACCCCGUCCUGGAUUAACGACGACUUGUAUAAGGAAUCUGUGAAGAUCCUCGAGGAGAAUGAGAUCCAAUAUGCGAACAAGAUUUCAUACCACAAGAUGUGCCGAUGGAACAGUGGGCUUUUCUACAAACACCCAGCGCUAGCUGAUAUACAGUACUACUGGCGUGUUGAGCCCAAGGUUCACUUCUUCUGUGAUAUUGACUACGACGUAUUCCGUUAUAUGCACGACCACAACAAGACUUACGGCUUCACCAUCUCCCUUUACGAUGCGCCUCAAUCGAUCCCGACUCUAUGGCCAGAGACGAACAAAUUUAUUGCUCAGCACCCCGAAUAUUUACACGAAAACAGAGCCGAGGGAUGGUUGACGGACAAGGAACGUCGCCCUGUCCACUGGGAUCAAGCGAAUGGUUACUCGACAUGCCACUUCUGGACCAACUUCGAGAUCGCGGAUAUAAACUUCUGGAGAAGCCAAGCAUAUGAAGACUAUUUCAAUCACUUGGACCGUGCUGGUGGUUUCUUCUACGAACGAUGGGGUGAUGCGCCUGUUCACAGUAUUGCGCUAGGUCUAUUUGAAGAUAAAACUAAGAUUCAUUGGUUCCGUGAUAUCGGAUAUCAACAUAUUCCUUUCUUCAACUGCCCCAACUCGCCAAAAUGCAGAGGUUGUGUAACUGGUCGCUUCACUGACGGCGAAGCUUGGCUAAACAAGGAGGACUGCCGGCCCAACUGGUUUAAGUACGCAGGAAUGUACUAAACAUGGCUGGUAAGAAAUAUUCUUGAAUAAGUGAAUACUAUGGCUGCACGAUAUGAUCCGAUGCUGUACUAAUGUCUGGGGAAUCCCAUAAUGGAUACGGAUAGCAUAUCGGCAUGCGGUGUUUUUGGCGUAGGGUAGGGGCACUUGAUACAUAGAAAGGGGGU
Annulohypoxylon maeteangense is the source of this 1630-nucleotide messenger RNA. RefSeq names its product glycosyltransferase family 15 protein. The record is from RefSeq and is a predicted model, not a curated record. Gene Ontology annotation, cellular component: Golgi apparatus; membrane. Lineage: Eukaryota; Fungi; Ascomycota; Sordariomycetes; Xylariales; Hypoxylaceae. Bases 276 to 1466 code for a protein of 396 amino acids. The transcript has 4 exons. Gene Ontology annotation, biological process: protein N-linked glycosylation; cell wall mannoprotein biosynthetic process; protein O-linked glycosylation. Gene Ontology annotation, molecular function: alpha-1,2-mannosyltransferase activity.